Messenger RNA from Eupeodes corollae, 3147 nucleotides. RefSeq names its product fas-binding factor 1 (gene twy). The transcript is spliced from 2 exons. The record is from RefSeq and is a predicted model, not a curated record. Gene Ontology annotation, cellular component: ciliary basal body; ciliary transition fiber; centriole. NCBI's taxonomy places the organism in Eukaryota, Metazoa, Arthropoda, Insecta, Diptera, Syrphidae. Gene Ontology annotation, biological process: establishment of epithelial cell polarity; cilium assembly. Bases 124 to 3012 code for a protein of 962 amino acids.
CGACUGAAACGAAAUUUACGAUAUUCUUAAAUUGCCAUAGUUACCGUUGUUUGUAUACAAAACAAUUUAGUUUACUUUUUCUUCAAGCACCGUUUGGGUUUUUUAAUUAAUUCAUUAUAAAAUAUGUUUUCAAAUUUAGACGAUCCAUUGGCAGAUUUAUUGAGUGAUAAUAGCAAUGAUAAUGAUAGCUUUUUCGAUAACCAACCGGGAAAGAAAAAAGCCCAAAAGAAACCUCCAUCUGUUGCCGGUAGAGCGUCCGGAGGUGGAGGAAAAGGUAAAAUGGAAGAUUUAUUUGGGAUCAAGGAGGAAUCUGAGCCACAAUUCAAAGUUCCACCCAUAAGAACUCCCUUGAUAACUGGCUCUGGCAGCAAAAAGGAAGAGAAGCCACCUUUGGCUACAAGUACCCCAAAACCAAAGACUAAACCGAACGAUGAUGUUGAUAUUCUGUCUGAUUUGGGCUUUGAUCCAAAAAAUCCAAAAUCCACUGUAGCGAGCAAGUCGAAUCUCUUCGAUGAUAUACUAAGUUCGAUUGACUCUAAGAAGCCAUCUUCUUCUGGUAAAGCAACUGAGGAGCUGAAUGUCGUGAGAAGGGACGAUGGAGUUGUUUCCACAAGAGGUACAAUAUCCCGUCAAUCAACAGAAACUACAGAUAAUUCAGGAAACGUAGUACAGACUCGACCAAAGACUUCAACGGGAAGGAGAUCAUCGACGGCAUCACCAGCGAAAAACAGUACUUUUGAUUUAUUUUCGCGAGACAAUGAUAGUCUUCGAGUUCCAGCACAGAAAUCUAGGAAGAAAGCCUCCACCGCUGAUUGGCUUGGUUUGGGCAAUGACAAUGAGUCCGAAGAAGAACCUUCAAAUGUUGAAGUUUUAAAAAUUCCAGACAAUUUACCAACUAAGCCAGAAGUCAGGAAAAUUAACGAAGAAGUUGAAACCGAAACACUAAGCGUCCCCGAUUUAGAGCCCGAAGUUAAAAUAGUUCCCCCAGAAGUUACUCCCUUACCACAUCAUCUUAUGACCACAGUAAAUAUGGGAACUCAAAAUGUGGCACAGAUUAUUGACCAGCAAAUGACGCAACUAACUCUUGCUAGUCAAAUGAAAAAUCAAGAAGCCGCUUUAAUGGAAAUGCAAAGACGGCAAUACGAUCUCAUAUCCCGUCAAGAAACCCAAUUCAAUGAGCUUUUGCAAAAACAGCUUUCAAGGCAAAAUCAACUCGAACAAAGUAUAAAAUCACAGCAGGAGCGUAUUAAUGCUCACAUACAACUUUUGUUGAGUCAGCCAAUAAGCGCCAGUUUUGUAGAAAGAGAUCAAAGCGUUCCAACGUCACAAGAUCAAAACGUUGCAAGUUCACAAGAAAAGUCAGAAGCGUUAAUUGAGCUGCAGGCUGAUGUAAGGCGUUUGGAGCUGGAAAAACUACGUUUGGAGGACUUAGUGUCUACAAUCAAUGCCAAUUAUGAAAAGGAAAUCGAAAUAAUUGAGAAAUCUUUCAAAAAACAAAUAUCGGUUCUUGAAGAGCAUCUAGCAUCAGUGGAGACUCGCUUAAAAAACGAAAAUGCUGCUCUGCAUGAGUUCUACUCGGACCAGCUUAAAAAUGUUAAUAUCGAAAAAAUCGAUAUGAAAGCUCGUUUGGAAGGGAAUUUGAAUGAUUUAAGGAAAACUCAUGAAGAAGAAAUUCGAAGAAUCAAGAGCAACCACGAAGAAGACAUGGACGGCUUGAAAGAUGAUCAUAGAAAGAUGAUUGAAACAAUAAGACAAUCCAAACUCUUUGAAUUCGCUGCUGUUCAGGAGAAUGGUUCAUACUUGGAAACUCUUCGAAUGGCAUCAUCUAACCUAGAAUCGGUAACGGGUGAUCUCCAAUCGCUCAAAUCUGAAAUGGAACGUAAAAUAGAUAGCGUUCAUCGGGAAAGGGAGAUGAGGUUGAAUACCCGUGAAAAGAAGGUAGAAGAUUCUGAGAGAAGAAUUCAACAGCUGGAAAGUGCAAACGAAGAGGAAAAGACUCGCCUUAUGGAACUUGUGACAACUCUGGAGAGUCAGCUGAAACAACUUUCUAAGGAUUCGUCUGAAGAAAAUUGGAUUAUGCGCCAAAAAAUGGCUGCUCUGGAAGCCGAAAAAAUCACUUUCGAAAAAGAAAAAACUUUAAUCAGGGAACAAAUGGCUAAGGAUGAAAAGCGAAUCGAGGAGUUGAAAGAGGACCAAUUGCAAGAGAAACAAAGACUAAUGGAGCAAAUUCAUGAAGAACGCGUCCAACUUAACAUUGAGAAGGCCAAAAUAGAAACUGCCAAAAAACUUGAAUCUCACACAAGCAUCGAACAAUCUCGACUUGAAAUUGAAGCUUCAUUAAAAGUUGCCCAAGAUGUCACCCGACAGGCAGAAGCUGAGAGGGAGCGAUUCUUUAAACUUCAACGUCAGUUCGAAGCCCAAAAACGUUCCUUAAUCGAUAAAGAAAACGAAAUUCGUUUUAAAGAACAAGAACUUGAGCAAGAUAUUUUGCAAGCUCGUGCCAGUGAGCGAAGAGCUAAUGAAGCCACUCAGAAAGCUCGAUUAUCUGAACAAAACUUCAACGAAAAAGUCACAUUUCUACAGCAAAAACUCAGGGAACUAAGUGAAAAGGAAUCUCGUCUUUCCCAAGAACGUCUGAAACUUUCCCAGGAACGUAUUGAUCUACAAAAUAUGAGAUCAAAACUUGAGCAAAACAGGUGCAGCUUAUGUCGGAUAGGUGAACGAAAUGGAGAACUUUCACAGGUGUUAAGACCAAGCCUCAGGGGAAUUGAUGGAAUACCGGUGAUUGAUGAUAAUCAAUACUUUAUGGAAAGUUCAAGAAACGGCGCUGAUGUAGAUCGAUUCUUAGACGAAAAUGUUUCAAUUUCACUUGAAAGAUUAAAAAACACUUCAAAUCAUAACUGGGAGGAUCAAGUUGAAGCAAUGAGGCCAAGUAGCAAUGCGGGAGAUCCAUCAGUAAUGGAGUUUGAUUUUUCAAAAUUUCUUCCAACUAAUGAUUACAUGAAAAAUUGAAAAUUUUAAAAUAAUAAUUUAAUUCAAUGUACUGCUAUAAAUUCAAGACAUAUUUUUGUCCUUAGAUAGUUUUAUAAAUAUUUAAGAAUAUUGAGAUAACCUUCUAAAAUUAACUCAAUGUUUUAAUAAAAUGAA